This is a messenger RNA of Brassica oleracea var. oleracea, 1786 nucleotides long. Its product is annotated as casein kinase I isoform delta-like. Gene Ontology annotation, molecular function: protein serine/threonine kinase activity; ATP binding. Gene Ontology annotation, cellular component: cytoplasm; nucleus. Gene Ontology annotation, biological process: endocytosis; signal transduction; peptidyl-serine phosphorylation. The transcript has 14 exons. The record is from RefSeq and is a predicted model, not a curated record. The coding region runs from base 276 to 1658 and encodes 460 amino acids. NCBI's taxonomy places the organism in Eukaryota, Viridiplantae, Streptophyta, Magnoliopsida, Brassicales, Brassicaceae.
UUCAGAAGGACAAAAAAAAAAACAUCCUCAUCGUGUUCUGUCCAUCAUAAGCUGUCUUUUAAUCUUCGUUUUCAAUUCUUAGUAGGAGAGAGAAGCGUCUAAGAAACGACAUUCCGUUGAGAUUGGAUUGUGUUUUCUCCAGAUCGAGACGAGGAGGAUGAAGAUAGCUAUUGGGUUUUUUUGAUUCUUGUUGGGUCCUUCUUUCUUCCCGCUUUUGAAUCUGCUUUAUUUUUUGGGGGUUGAGAUUCUAAAUUAGGGUUUCGUGGGUUAUAUUGAUGGAAUCUCGUGUUGGAAACAAGUUUCGCCUUGGCCGGAAGAUCGGUAGCGGUUCCUUCGGGGAGAUCUAUCUGGGUACUAAUAUUCAAACGAAUGAAGAAGUUGCAAUCAAGCUUGAAAGUGUGAAGACGAAACAUCCUCAGCUGCUUUAUGAAUCGAAGUUAUACAAGAUUCUACAAGGAGGAACUGGUGUCCCAAAUGUGAAAUGGUACGGUGUUGAAGGGGACUACAAUGUUUUGGUGAUCGAUCUACUAGGGCCGAGUCUUGAAGAUCUGUUCAAUUUCUGUAGCAGGAAACUUUCCUUGAAGUCGGUCCUCAUGCUUGCUGAUCAAAUGAUCAACCGUGUUGAGUUUUUCCAUUCAAAAUCUUUCCUUCACCGAGAUCUCAAGCCUGACAAUUUCCUCAUGGGCCUUGGAAGGCGUGCCAACCAGGUUUACAUCAUCGACUUUGGUCUAGCUAAGAAGUACAGAGAUAGUACAACACAUCAGCACAUUCCCUACAGAGAAAAUAAGAACCUGACAGGAACUGCACGUUACGCUAGUAUGAACACCCACUUGGGAAUUGAACAAAGCCGAAGGGAUGAUCUAGAGUCUCUUGGUUAUAUCCUUAUGUAUUUCCUCAAAGGAAGUCUUCCUUGGCAAGGACUGAAAGCUGGAAACAAGAAGCAAAAGUACGAGAGAAUUAGCGAAAAGAAAGUUUCCACAUCCAUUGAGGUCUUAUGUCGGGGUUACCCAUCAGAAUUUGCAUCCUAUUUCCACUACUGCCGGUCGCUUCGUUUUGAUGAUAAACCAGACUACGCUUAUCUCAAACGGAUAUUCAGAGAUCUCUUUAUCCGUGAAGGAUUUCAAUUUGAUUACGUGUUUGACUGGACCAUCUUGAAGUACCAACAAUCACAACUAACCGCUCCUCCUUCUCGUAAUCUCAACCCUGCGGUUGGAACUAGCGCAGCAUUGCCACCUGGCGUUUCCAACAUUGAUAGAUACACAGGCGAGGAAGAAGGGCGACCGGUUGGUUACUCGCAUAUGGAAUCAUCUCGACGGAGAGCUUCAGGCACUCUUGACCACUCAGGGAAUCUUUCGAACCAACAGACAUCAUCAUUUAACAGAGAAUCCAUGAUGCCGAGCUCCUCGAUGUUUGCACAAUCAGCAGGAUCAUCGAGGAGAGUAGCGGCAGUGAGCAGCCGAGACAAUCUUCUGAGCGGGGAAGAGUUUCAGAGAAGCCACCGUACAGGUGACGUAAGCCGCGGAGGAGUGAUCUCUAGGAACUCCCCUGUGGAGGCUGGGAAGAGGUCUUCUUCCUCGAGAAGACACUACGAAUCAGCCAUCAAAGGCAUUGAUAAUCUUCAAGUCUCCUCCGACGACAAGUUUCACCACCACCACUGAUAAUAAUAAUAAUAACACAACAUUAAUUGUACUUGCACCGUAUUGGUCAAACGACCUCAGAAGUUUCAUAUGUUUUUCUUCUUCUUAAUUACGCACUACGAAAGUUUGAAUACAAUCGAGUUAAUCCA